CUGUCUUAUGUAGAUUCACUAUAAAAAAGUGAGUAAUUCUUAGGAAGGUAUCACUUCAAGUUCAGCAUCCAAAGCAUCAGUUAACAAUGGCAGCUAAAUUCGUAGUUCUCUUCGCCGCUUUGGCUUACGCUAAUGCCGGAUAUUUGGGAGUCCCUGCCGCUGUUUCAACUUACUCUGCACCAGCCCUAUCUUAUGCUGCCCCAGCAGUUGCUGCAGUUCAUGCUGCUCCAGUAGCUUCUUCAUAUUCUUACACUAAUAAAAUCCAAUCAGCACCUGUUGCAUAUGCUGCCCCUGCUGUCUCAUACGCCGCCCCUGCUGUCUCAUACGCUGCCCCAGCUGUCUCAUACGCCGCCCCAGCUGUAGCUGCCGUUCAUGCCGCUCCAGUAGCCAUUGCUAAGACCCUUCCAGCUGCCACUUCUUACUCCUACACCAACAGAAUUUCCCAAUCUGCAUAUGCUGCUCCAGUUGCCACCUAUGCUGCUGCAUCUCCAGUAAUCAAAUCUUAUGCUACCACCUACGCCGCUGCUCCAGCAAUCUCAUACUCCGCUCCAGUAGCUACUGUUCACGCUACCCCUGCUGUAGCCAGCUAUUCCGCUGUCCAUGCUGCCCCAAUUACCACCUACGCCGCUGCUGCUCCAGUACUCAGAGCUCAAGGUGUAUCAGUUCACCCAUCGUCAGCCCUUUCCUAUGCUGCCCCAGUAGCUGCUGUACAUGCAGCCCCAGCAUUCACCUCCUACGCUGCUCCAGCCAUCACAUCAUAUGCUGCUCCAGCUAUCAGCUCCUACGCCGCCCCAUCCUUCACCUCAUAUGCUGCCUCAGGCCUUAGCUCCUAUGCUUCUCCAGCUUUGACUUACUCCCAGAAACUCCAUCUUUAAAUUUUAGACUGAAGACAGAUAUGUAUUCCAUCCAAAUGAUGGCCACGACACAUAAUUAAUUUUUUCAUGUAAAUAAAUUAUAAUUAAUUAAGAAACAA
This is a messenger RNA of Harmonia axyridis, 973 nucleotides long. Its product is annotated as cuticle protein 16.5-like. The transcript has 2 exons. Bases 87 to 875 code for a protein of 262 amino acids. The record is from RefSeq and is a predicted model, not a curated record. Lineage: Eukaryota; Metazoa; Arthropoda; Insecta; Coleoptera; Coccinellidae.